Molecule: messenger RNA, 4413 nt
Organism: Cutaneotrichosporon cavernicola
Lineage: Eukaryota; Fungi; Basidiomycota; Tremellomycetes; Trichosporonales; Trichosporonaceae
Gene: HFM1
Exons: 24
Coding region: 1-4413 (1470 amino acids)
Molecular function (GO): ATP binding; nucleic acid binding
Source: RefSeq, a predicted model, not a curated record
AUGUCGGAGAGCAUUGGAAUCGCCGACGUGGACGAGCUCCUCAGCCGACUCGAUGCCGCUCGCGACGGUUACCCCGUUACUAACCUUGACCCUUGCCUCAACGUCGCUGAAGUCGUUCCCUACGCCGCCAGCUCGAUUAUGAACCCCUCGGCCUCGCGGUUCCCAACACCGUACCAGGGCUUCGCACUCCAGAACUGGGGUCCACCGCCGUGCCCAUCUUCAAUGCCCAACCCGUACAACAACCCGAAUCUGUGGGGUGACUACCUUCCCUCGGCCCACACUCUUCACCCUCAACUGCCCCAGGCCCCCUUGGCGCCCUUCCACCAAGCUCCUCCAGGCAGUGGUUUCUGGCCUGUCCAGUCACCGCCGACGCUCAACGCUCCUCACCUUCCCUCCCCGCGUGUAGGCGGUGACACAGCCCUUCCUCCAGCUAACGGCGCCUCACCCACUGGCGCCCUGCAGCUGCUUUUGGGCACCUCGAACGCUCAGGAGGCGUAUCCCUCUCCCCCGUCCAAUGCCACGAGCAAGGUUGACAAGUCGUCCCCGAUUGCAGGACACACGAUCCUCGUCAACAGCGAACCCAAGAAGACUCCCGCGGAUGACGACUACUUGGACGAUGAUGGAUGGAUCGACGCAGCCAUUGCUGAGAUGAACGAGGCUAAGGCGGCUGGGCAGCCAGAUUCUGGCCCCACGAGCAAGUAUCUUUCUCCACCCGCCCAGUGGUCCUCUACCCCGUCUCACCACCCUCAGGACACCGGGAAUCCUCAACCAUCUCCCGAGCUUCCUCGGAACCAGCACCUUCCUCCCCUCACCCAGGCCCCCUCUCUACCGCCUGAGCUCUUAGAGGCCCAUACAAACCUUCUCAAGGCGACCAACGUACCAGAGCUACACUCUGUUAGCACCUCCGUGGUCGAGCGGUCCGAACCCACCCAGCCUCCAGUACCUUUACAGAACCGCAGAUCGCCGUACUUCCUCCGCGAAGGCGAAUCUGAGGGACACGCCGGGGACCGCUUGACGCGCCGCCCGCCAGCACGCCCGCCGUCAGCCUCGACAGUGAGAUUCCCCAAGCUCCCGCCACCCCCCGCAGGCCAUAUCCCGCCGCCCGACGCUCAACUCACGUCGCCGGUUGAACCGCCCACUACCACGGGGCCUAGCAAGUUCAUCAAGAAGGGAAGCUUUCCACGGGUGUCGGUGUAUGCUCUCGAAACAAAUGAGGAGCGCCAGUUAUUCUCGUUCCGGGAGUUCAACGAAAUGCAGAGCACCAUCUUUCAGACGGCGUACAAGACCGAUCAGAACAUGGUGGUGUCUGCGCCCACCGGAUCGGGCAAGACGACUGUGUUCGAGCUGGCUUUCCUCCGCAUGUUGCAGUUCAAGAGCUCGGCGUACACUCCUCUGGCUAUUUACAUGGCUCCGACGAAGGCCCUCUGUUCCGAGCGGUACUACGACUGGCGGGAGCGCUUCAAGGCUCUCAAUGUCAAGUGCAUCGAAUUGACAGGCGACACAGAGAUCUACAAUAUCCAGACGUACACCGAGAGUGCAGACUUGAUCAUCACAACAAUUCACACUCUUAACGAGGAACGUGGUGCUACUCUAGAGGUGGUCGUCUCACGUAUGAAGAAGCGCGGGGAUGGGCUUCGGUUUGUGGCAGUUUCUGCAACGGUCCCGAACAUUGACGAUGUGGCUCGCUGGAUCGGAAGCAAGGAGCAGGGCAAGUCUCAAGUGCGUAACGAAGAUGGCGACGACGAGCCCAUGCCGCCAGUCGAAUACGACGACAUUGAGCAGAUGCCCAAGGCCCGCGUGUUCAAGUUUGGUGACGAAUAUCGACCUGUGCCUCUCACGCUGCAUGCGGUUGGUGUCGAUGCACCGAACGAGUUUGCGCUGGGCGGUCGACUUGACAAGGAGCUAUGGCGUCUGCUCAACCAACAUACUGACGGCCUCCCUACUCUCGUCUUCUGCCCCACUCGCAAAGCAUGCCAAGCCACCGCCGAGCACAUCUUCCAAGAGUACCAGAACGCAGCUACUAACCGUACGCGUUUGCCGUGGGGCGUGAGCGACAACCAACGCGUUAUUCUCAAGGAUGCCAAGAUCCAGAAAUGGACUGAACUCGGCAUCGCCGUCCAUCACGCGGGCUUGGAUCUCCUCGAUCGUCGGACCAUUGAGCAGGCUUUCCGCACCUCGCAGCUCCAUCUACUUAUCGCGACGUCGACGCUGGCCGUUGGAGUCAACCUUCCGGCUCAUCUCGUGGUCAUCAAAGGAACGUCAUGCUGGGCAGGACAAGGUUUUCGAGAGUACAGUGAUAUCGAUAUUCAGCAGAUGAUGGGCCGCGCAGGUCGACCCCAGUUCGAUAACAGCGGUACGGUGGUUAUCAUGUGCAACAACACGAAGCUCCACAAGUACCAGUCAAUGAUGCACUCUAAGACGAUCCUGGAGAGCUAUCUCCAUCAUCAUCUCACUGAGCAUAUCAACAGCGAGAUCGGCCUCGGAACAAUCGGCUCCCUCCAGAACGCUCAGGAGUGGCUACGCGGAACAUUCCUCAGCAUCCGCAUCCGCCAGAACCCAAAGCACUACCAGGAGACGAUGACCAAGGAUCACACCAAGAGCUGGGACGCGACGCUCGAUCGAUUCGUGGAAACUUCCGUGUCCGAUCUCAAGAAGCACGACUUCAUCACUGACGAUCCCGAGGUGAUCAAGGAAAAGACUGAGGAUGGCUCCGAACCCAAAGAGCUGCUCCCAACGAACCUGGGCACGAUCAUGAGCCAGAACUUUAUCUCAUACAGGACGAUGUGUCACAUUGUCAGCAUGGACCCCGACUCGAGCCUCCGCAGUCUGCUAGAACUUCUUGCAGGAUCAACCGAGUUUUCGAGCCUGCGAAUCCGGCAGGGAGACCGGGCGCUGCUCAACACGCUGCGAGUGCACAAAGACAUCAAGUAUCACCUUGACACCCCGGCAAAGACGUACGCCGAUAAGGUGUUCCUACUGGCUCAGGUCACGUUCGGCAACGUCAACCUAGACGAGUUCUCGACCAAGACGGAGAACACGUCCCCGCUACAGACGCAAAUCCUAAUCUUCAAUGUUGCUCCCCGUCUUGCGCGCGCCAUCUUCAACGUUACCUGCCACAAGCAGUAUGGCCGAGCUGCUGUGGCGGCGAUAGAGCUGUGCCACACCGUUCACGGCAAGGCGUGGGAGGACACAUCCGCCGUCUUCCGCCAGAUUGACAAGAUUGGUCCCAAGUCAAUCACUGUGCUGGAAUCCAACGGCAUUCACACGUUCGACGACUUGCUCAAGUUGCAGCCCAGUCGGAUCGAGAUGUGGCUGAACCGCCAUCCUCCCUUCGGCACAGAGGUGCUGGAACGUGUGACGGCUCUACCACGGUUCACUAUCGAGUUCACCGAGGAAGGCAGGAGCCAAGACGAGAACGGCUACCCCACAGUGCAAUUGCGUCUGCAGAUCAGGAAUAGUGGCCAACUCGUGCACAAACCGACCAAGGGAGGGGCAAUCCGCGGCAACCAGAAACGCACGAAGGCUUACAACCUCAUUAUCCUCACUGUGACUACCAAAGACAAUCGCUUCAUUGACAAGCGAGCCAUCGGCACGAACCGACUUAGCGAUCGAGUUCGCGAGUUUGGACUAGAGGCGACGCUCUACUACCCAGACGAGAGAAUCAUGUGCAUCGCUGGAGUGGAGGAGAAGAGUGGUCUGUCCCGCACGUUCAUGUACAAGCCGCGAAUCCCGGCGGACAAGUUCCCUAAGCGUGAGGAGAUCAUCGCUCGCAGCAACGCCGGUGAACCUGGAUCUUCAAUGACAAUUGCACCCUCGCGUGCUACCCGGCGCUCGAAGUCCCCUCUGUUCCUCGGCGUCGACGACAGCGACGGCGACGAGCUCAUCGAUCUGACAGUGCCAAGGGAGAUGAAGAGCAACAACAAGAAUAAGCGGCCUCGCGAAGUGGUGGCCAAGCCGAAGACGCGCAAGCUGGCGUUAGCUGUCAAGUCGUUCAUCGACGAUGAGGCCAUCGACGACGACGAGGAACCGGAUGAUGACGACAUGGACGACGACGAAGAUGGGUUCAUCGACAUGGGUGACAGACCUCCGCCUCACAAGUCGUCGCGUUCGGCUGGGAAGACGAAUGCAUGUGCGGAGCGCACCUCCAAGUCCAAGAGAGCUGCUCUCCCUGUCGGCCAGACGAGCAGCAAGAGCUCUUCGUCCACCAGCAAGACGCUUGGUUCGGCCAAGCCUGCCUGCAAUCGCUCCUCGACAAUUCUCGACGAUGCUCGUGGCGAUAUCGACCCGGGUCAGAAGAGUAUUGCAGAGAAUGAAGCGCUUCCUGAGGCGCUCCAAAUCGCCAAGCCGCCAGCUCCCCCGCCCGUUCUCUCGGUCGAUGAGCAGUUCCAGGAAUGGUUCGGCGAGUUCCUCUAG